This is a messenger RNA of Rosa rugosa (rugosa rose), 1142 nucleotides long. Its product is annotated as transcription factor MYB1-like. The transcript has 3 exons. Bases 63 to 755 code for a protein of 230 amino acids. The record is from RefSeq and is a predicted model, not a curated record. Lineage: Eukaryota; Viridiplantae; Streptophyta; Magnoliopsida; Rosales; Rosaceae.
AAUUCUGGAAGAAAGGAAGAGAAAAAAGAGAGAGAGACAGAAACCAGAAACAGGAGUGAGAGAUGGGAAGAAGCAGCUCUCGUUGUGAUAAGGAGGGAGCGAACAAAGGAGCCUGGACUGCUCAUGAAGAUCAGGUUCUGAGAGAUUAUGUCAAAGAGUACGGUGAAGGGAAAUGGGGGAAAAUGUCGAGGGAAACAGGUCUGAAGAGAUGUGGAAAGAGUUGCAGGCUUAGGUGGUUGAAUUAUCUGAGGCCUGAUAUCAAGAGAGGGAACAUUACAGAAGAUGAAGAAGAGCUCAUCAUCAGGCUUCACAAACUCUUAGGCAACAGAUGGUCAUUGAUAGCUGGAAGGCUUCCAGGGCGAACAGACAAUGAGAUAAAGAACUAUUGGAAUUCUACCAUAAGGAAGAAACAGGAAAACAGCUCAAGACGGUCUAGAAACGAGAGGAAAACCAUCAAGGACCCUUAUUUGACCAACAAUGAUAUCAGACCAACAAGCAGCACCAGAAAUGAAUUAGCAGAACAACCAUUUCUCUCUGGAGUUGAAAGGAAUAUUAAGGCAGAACCAGAUUCUGGUGAUGGAUUCUUGCAGACCACUGGUGGAAGUGGUAUGGCAUGGAACUUCAUAAUGGAUCUAAAUGCAGGGCCACUUAGCAUAUCUGAGUUUCUUCAUACCGACUUCUCUAAGCUUUGUGAAUUGAAUACCAUGGUCGCCGACUGCACGAAUGGUGCCGACAUCGGUCAUUUAGAGUUAUGAAAGUCGUUUCUAUUCAUGAAAAUUGUUGCUGAAGCUUCUUUGUACUUGCAGCAGUUGCUAAAUGAUUGGGGGGCAGGUAUAGACAGUUGUCUUCUAGAAGCAGCCUUGGGUCCUUGAUUCUUCUAUUCCUCUGCUAAUUAUAAAUCCUUCAACCAAAAGUUUUUUUUUUUUUUCUGUAUUUGCAACUGCCAUUGGUGUUUGGUCUCACAAAGAGUAAAAGUUGCUACGCUUUCACGGUUCUGUUUACAAAGCAAUCCAACUCCACCCCCUUCUCGGACUUAUUAAGCUUCCAUUUCUGAUUUCUGAGGUGUUUUCAAUUUUAACCAAAAUGCCGUGUUUACAGUACUACCAAUAUUGGUAAAAAGGGAUUUUGCUUAGGUUCCUGGU